AUGAAUGUAUUGGUUGAAUCCAGAUAAGGCACUAAAAGAAUUAUAAUCAUUAUUAUUUAUCUUAUGAUUUAUAUUAUUUUUCUUGUGUGUUCUGCAUUGGGUGCUAAAUCAAGCAGAUUUCUCAAUCCAAAAACAGAUGUCAUAAGAGAAACCAUAUAAGAUUACAAUUACAUGGCUAAUUUAAAUUAGUCCAUUUUAUUCCAAUAUGCUAAGUAUUAUAAAGAAUAAUUAGUUAUUAUGGCACAUACUCUAUGUCAUUGAAAUCAGAAGGCAAGAAUGAGAUUCCUUUAGCAUAAUCAAUUGAUGGCAAUUUCAGUUAAGGAUGUCAUCCAUAUUCAAGAAAAAUAGCAUAAUAAUAAUUAUUUAAUACAACACCUCGUCUGCCAUUUGAAACCCCCGAAACUCUUCAAGGAAUAAUCACAUCAGUUUAUGCUGCAAAUUAUUUUGUAUUUAUUUUGAGGAGUGAUUUUAAAUUGUUCAUCAUGAAGAUAGAUUACAAUAAAUAGCAUAAUGAUAUUAUAGACUUUACAUAGCAUUAAAUAGUAGAUUUGACGAAAGAGUUUGAUAAUAUAAAUGAAAAGUCUUAAUUAUUAAAUUCAGAACUGUUGUGUAGUCAAUACUUGAAAUAAGGAGGGCAAAUAUUUUGUUUUAUAAUAAGUGAGUACGGGGUUUUACAAUUCUCCUAUAAUUAAAUCGAGUAAGUUAUGUAAAUUAUUGUAGUGAAAAUAUGGUUUCAAUUUCCAAAUUAUUCAACCUGAAAAAGGAAACAAUCAAUCACAUAUUUUUCAGCGAUGAAAAUGAGUUAUUAUUUAUAACUUAUCCAACAGCAGGAGUUGAUGUCUAUAAAAUGAAUCCAAGUGGCGAUUUGUAGUUAAUAAUAAACAUAAUACCCAACGGAUUAACAAACUUAAAGUAAGCCAAAAUGGAUGAAGCUUCCAAUUAUCUCUUCAUUCUAAAUGAACGAUUGGGAGUUCAUAUAUAUAAUUUCAAUAAAUAAACCUAAUCUUUCUAAGAGAAUAAUAUGUAUAUUUAUAUUAAAGGAGGAGAUACAUUUGAUUUUCACAGAAACACUAUGUUCAUUCUAGCUUAAACUGAAGACUCAUUAUAAUAUGCUUUAGAGAUAUUUAUUGAUUUCAAAGAGGAAUAAUAUUACUUCAAUUAAAUACAUUCAUUUGGAUAAGAUGUCUAUGAUGUUUACGUUGGAAAUUUGUUUGUUUUAUUUGUUGGUUCUGAUCGCUUGCAUUAAGUUAUAUAUCACUCUGUUUACAAAGAUUUUGAUGCUCAACAUGAAUAAUUUUAUUUCUCUGACAUUGAUUUGAUCUAAGUAGAUGAAUUGAAUCCUCCUUGGAAAUAAUAGUUGUACAAUGGGAAAGCUUUUGAAGAUGGAAUUUUGAGCUAAGUAAAUUUGACCUAUACAGAAACCUUCUUAGUUGGCAUAUCAGAGAAUGAAGUGAGUUUGUUUAGAAUCAGAUUGAUACCUCCUUGGGUACUCUGCACUGCUUUCGAACCUAAAAUUGAAGUAAUCAUUUGAAAUAACAAUAGUAUUAUUCGUUAACACUAAAUUCUACUGUUUGUCCAUCAUUAAAAGAUUAAGUUUAAAAUCAAUUUAAAUAUUGUUAAGUAUAGGCAAAUUUCAGUUUUGAAGGAGUUAGCGUUUUGAUGUAUGAAGAACAUUAAUCCUAUUUUAUUUUAGUUGUAAUAAUCUUAAUAUCAAUGAUCUUGAUAUUAUUUAUUACUCUAUUAAUAUGCAGAAAGAGAUUAUACCAAAAAUUAAGUGAUUAAGAAGAAAAGUAAAUUGAAGAAUAUUCUAAAAGAGAAUAACUGUAAUUGGACACAGAAAAUAUUAAAACCAUGAUUUGA
This is a messenger RNA of Paramecium octaurelia, 1860 nucleotides long. The record is from the annotation of a GenBank genome assembly. NCBI's taxonomy places the organism in Eukaryota, Ciliophora, Oligohymenophorea, Peniculida, Parameciidae.